AUGAGACCACCGCUGCUGCUGCUGCUGCUGCUGCUGCUUGUCCCAUGGGUGCCGCGGCUCCUGGGAACCCUGGCUGAGGGCGAGGGCUGCAACCAGACAGCACGGGCAGGGUUGGAGGGACAGGAUGCACGCAGUGAUAGAGGGACCCUCCUGAACCUCAGCGUGAGUGACCAUGGCCGGUCGGACUCCCUCCUUCUGUCCUGGGAUGAGCCAGAGGGGGGUGCUGAGGGAUAUUCGCUCGCCCUCUCCUCCCUGGGGUCAGGCACACCACUGCAGAAUGGAUCUGCUGGACCCAACAUUACCAGCUUCUGGUUCCACGGGCUGACCCCUGGCACGCGCUAUGAGAUUGAGGUGACAGCCAUGCUUGCCUGCACGGAGACCACCAGCCAGACAGUCACAGCACAGACAAGUCCUUCACCUGUCCGCAACCUGAGCCUGAGCAGCAGCGGGAGCUCUGCCAUGCUGCAUGCCUCCUGGGCGCACGCCCACGGCCAGCGGGAGGGCUACCACCUUGCCCUCUACCACAGCGACUCCCAGACGCUUGUGAGAAAUGCGUCCAUCCUGCCAAACGCCUCCACGUUCCUGUUUGACGGGUUGCUGGCUGGCAGCGAGUACGCCUUGAAGGUCAGCACGCUGGCUGGAUCCAGCCUGGCAAGCACAAGUAUCCACCAGUGGACAGCUCCCACCAUCCCCACCCAGCUGAGGCUCAGCCCGGGCUCCAGCACCAGCCUCAUCGCCUCCUGGAUGGGUGCUGCGGGGGCCGCCUGGCUGCACCUUGCACUCCACAACCUCCUCACCCAGACGGUGACCACGACCCUGUCAGCCAGGAGGGGCCUCACCAGCUACACCUUCCAGCAUCUCCACCCCGGCACCCAGUACUGGCUGGGGCUCAGUGCCACAGCUGGGCCCUACACCGUGGUAGGGCCCAAUGCCACUGCUUGGACAUACCCCCUGAGCCCUGGCAAUGUGACCCUGAGCAAUGCAGAGGAGCAGAGCUCCUUGCAGGCUCUCUGGAGCGCCCCAGCGGGAGAGAGAGACUUCUACCUGGUGACACUGCAGGAGGGAGAGGAUGGUGCUCCAACAAGGAACAUUUCCGUCGGCGGAGACAACAGUCAUGUCACCUUCCAUGGGCUGAGCCCUGGGAAGCAAUACUCUGUCCAGGUGACGGCGGUGGCUGGGCCUUACCAGGCAUCAGCCCGCAGUGCAGCAGCCUGGACACAGCCGCUAGCACCAUCUGGUGUGAGUCUGUCCAGCCAGGGGAGCCCCUACAGCCUACUAGCCAGCUGGGAGGAGGCAAUGGGAGAAGGCUAUGUGCUGGCCCUCAGCCCCAUGGAGCACCCCGUGAAGAACAGCUCAUUGCUCAAAGGUGUCACCAACUUCACCUACAAGGGCCUCCGCCCUGGGACCCUUUACACCUUUGAGGUCAGCACUGUGGCUGGCCCCUACACAUCCUCACCCCGGCGCAUCACCAACUGGACAUAUCCUUUGCCCCCGGAGCAGCUGACCCUCAGCAAUCAGGGCCACAGCACCUCUCUGCAAGCCUCCUGGAGAGCAGCUCCCGCUGGUAGUACUGGCUACACAGGCACCCUCUGGGAAACCAAGUCCCAGGAGCGGGUCAGGAACAUGACUGUGGGGACCAACUGGAUGAAUGUCACCUUUGAGGACCUGGUCCCUGGGCGACAGUAUACACUGGAGAUGGCUGCUAUGGCUGGACCUUACAGAUCCCUUGUGCGAUCAGCCACAGACUGGACGUGCCCCCUGGCUCCAGCUGGCGUGACCCUGACCAACACCCGACGCCCGCUGGGACUCUCUGCCUUCUGGGACAAGGCUGCUGGCGAUGUGGACCAGUUCCACCUCCAGCUCUACAGCAAGAGCCAUCCAGCGCAGAGGAACAUCUCAGUGGGGCCAAACACCCACAACUUUACGUUCCUGGGGCUGUCCCCUGGCAUUCAGUACUUCCUGAAGGUGACUGUCCUUGCUGGCCCAUACAGAUCCUCGUCACACUUUGCCACCGAGUGGACAUAUCCACUGUCUCUGGCUAACGUGAGUGUACAGCCUGGCCGGAGACCCCAGGAGCUACAUGUGAGCUGGGUGGAGUCAGGCGGUGGCAGAGACCACUUGGUACAGCUCUCGGUGGCUGAGUCCCUGUCCAUCAUCAGGAAUGUGUCCGUCCCCCGUGGAGUCACCCAGCUUGACCUGGAGGGGCUGGUGCCAGGGUCCCGAUACCGUGUGGAGAUAAUUUCUCAGGCUGGGCCUCAUCGCAUCUCCUCUCAGACUGCCAUUGGCUACACUGUCCCACUACCUCCUCUUUCCCUGUCGGCAAGCCCUGUCAGCACUGCCUGGGCUCUGACUGUGCACUGGGAAACUCCUCCUGGGCAGAGGGAUAGGUAUCUGCUUAGUGUGAAAGAGGAGGGCUCUUCUGCACCAAAAAGGAACCUGGAAGCAGGGAAGGACAGCACCAAUGUCACCCUGGCACAGCUGGAACCAGGAACUUGCUACCUUGUUGGGAUCUGGGCAGUAGCCGGACCCUAUCACUCCCUCCCCAAGAACAUCACUGGCUGCACAGUUCCUGCUGCUCCGACAAACCUGAUCCUUACUAACCCAGGCAGCUCCUCAGAGCUUUACAUGUGCUGGAACAAGCCCCCCGGCAGGAGGGACCACUACCGUGUUAUUCUGUAUAGCCUCAGCAACCAGGGCAGGGAUCGGGUCCAGACCUUGAGUCCAGAUGCCCAGAACAUCACCUGGACUCACUUGGAGGCAGGCAGCAGGUUUGCUGUGCAGGUCACUGCUGUGAAAGGUUCAUUUGAAGCCUCUUCCACCAAUGUCACCCAAUGGACAUAUCCCUUGGCCCCUGCCAACCUCACCCUGGGCAGCCCCUCUGCAUCCACGCUGCAGGCCUCCUGGGCAGCAAUGGGGCAAGGAGCAGAAGGCUACGUAGUGGAUGUCUAUGACACAGCCUCCAGCAGUCAUGUUGGGCACAUGGUACUGGGUGGGGAUGCCAGGAGUCACAUCUUUAGGAACCUGAGCCCUGGCACCCACUACAGUGUGGCAGUGAGUGCCACAGCUGGGCCCUUCCACACCAGCACCCCCAACCUCACCCACUGCACACGCCCGCUGCCCCCGGCUGCUGUGCACUGGCUGAGCAUGGGGCAUCCUGACAGGCUGAGCACAUCCUGGGGAGCCACAGCUGGGCGGCGAGAUGGCUACACACUGACGCUGUACCAUGCACAGCUGGGCUCCAUAGCAGCUACAGCCUCACUCAGGAGAGACACCCACAACUUUACCUUCAUGGGCCUAACCCCAGGAUACGAGUACUCCCUGGAGGCCAGUGCCACAGCUGGACCAUACCAGGCAGCGGCACCCAACAUCAGUGGCUGGACACGCCCACUGCCCCCAGCUGCUGUGCGCUUGCUGAGCACGGGGCACCCCGACAGGCUGAGCGCGUCCUGGGGAGCAGCAGCCGGGGGCCGAGACGGCUAUGCACUGACCCUGUACCAUGCACAGCUGGGCACUGUGGCAGCUACGACCUUGCUUGGGAGAGACACCCACAACUUCACCUUUAUGGGACUGGCCCCAGGAAGCAAGUAUGUGCUAGAGGUGGUGUCCACGGCUGGGCCCUACCAGACACCUGCAGGGAAUGUCAGCAACUGGACGUGUAUUGUGGCAGCCAAUGUAUCUGUUGGGAAAGGCACCAGCAAAUUCACCUUUUCUGGCCUGGCUCCAGGACACAAAUACCUGCUGGAAGUGGUGUCCAUGGCAGGGCCCUACGCAGCCUCCGCGGGGAAUAUCAGCGACUGGACAACCCCCUCAGUUCCCAAAAAUCUCUCUGCGGUGGCUGAAGGGAACAACACGAUGCUCAUCUCCUGGGGCAGCGUCUCUGGAGAGCAGGACGAAUGCCAGCUAUGGCUGCGGGAUCCCAGGAACAGCACGCUGCCCUGGCGGCAGGCCCUCGACAGAGGGCAAGUCCAGCACCUCCUCCAGGGGCUGAUCCCAGGGAGGAACUACUCUGUCUCCUUGAGCUGCGUGGCUGGGCCCUACUGGAGCAGCACCAAACCCUUGGCAGUGCCAAUGGAGCCAAACCCGGUGGAGGAUGUGCAAUGCCUACCAGAGUCAAGAAGCCUUUACUUGAACUGGACCAGCUCUCCUGGAGAUGUGGAGGCUUAUGAGGUGGUGGCAGAGAGACUCUCUGAUGGACCUUCCACCUCCAAGUAUGUCGUGAGCAUCCCUACGAGUGAGGCCAGUCUGCAGGGGCUGGGGCCAAACUCAUCCUACCGAAUCUUUGUGAGCACAGUGGGCAUGAACACAAUGAGAAGCCAGGCUGUGACUCUGCUCUGCAACACAACAGUGGAGGCCCUGCCUCCACCCCUGCGAGCAGACAUCUUCCAGGUGGAGGCCAGCUCCACAGUUAUCAUUUCAUCUGACCUGUUCAGCGAGGAGAACGGCCAGAUCGAGUAUUACGGUGUCAUUGCUACCACUAAUGAUUCAUUGCUGAGGCCCACCCAGGAAAUCAUGUCCAGCACAUGGUAUGACCACUAUUAUGGGACAGAGGACUCCUACCUGGCUGUGCUAAUCCCCAAUCCCUUCCAUCCGAGCCCCAGGAGCUCCCCUGAAACCUGGCGAGUGUCAGUGGGAACAGAGGAGUGCGGCCAGUCCAGGGCAACAUGCAACGGGAAGCUGAAAGCCAACGAACAGUACAGGUUCAGCAUCGCUGCCUUCACCAAAUAUGACCCAGUAGCCCCUGCAGUGACAUUCACCAUGUUCUCAGCUAUUUUUGCUUUGGUCUACUGGAAACAGCUCAGAGCAAAGAGAACCAAGAAAAGCAGCCUGCCCCAGGAAAUGGUGACCUACAGCUUGAGGAACAUAUGUCGGCCAAUUCCCAUACAGAACUUCAAGCAGUACUAUGAGAUGAAGACAGCAAGUGGUAACCAUGCUUUUUUCCAGGAGUUUGAGGAGCUGAAGGAAGUUGGGAAGGAGCAGCCAAAGGUGGAGGCUGAGCUACCAGCAAAUGUCUCCAAGAACAGAUAUCCCCAUGUGCUGCCCUAUGAUCACUCUCGGGUCAAGCUGAGCCAGCUGGGGGAGGAUCCACACUCAGACUACAUCAAUGCCAACUUCAUGCCUGGCUAUACAUCCCAGCAGGAGUUCAUUGCCACCCAGGGGCCCCUGAAGAAAACAAUAGAGGACUUCUGGAGGCUGGUGUGGGAGCAGAACGUCUGCAACAUCAUCAUGCUGACAGUGUGCAUGGAGAAUGGGCGGGUCCUCUGUGAUCAUUACUGGCCAUCCGAAUCUGCCCCAGUCUCCUACGGGGAGGUCCGGGUCCACCUGCUAACACAGAGCAGCUCCGAGGAGUGGACCAUGCGCGAGUUCAAACUGUGGCACGAGGGUCUCCGGGCAGAGCGGCAUGUGUCCCACCUGCACUACACAGCGUGGCCCGACCACGGGAUCCCUGAGUCUACUACUUCCAUUAUGACCUUCAGAGAGCUGGUCCGGGAGCACAUCCAGAGCACCAAGGAUGCAGGGCCGACCCUUGUGCACUGCAGCACCGGGGUAGGCCGCACUGGCACCUUCAUUGCCCUGGACCGGCUGCUGCAGCAGAUGAAGCAGGAGAAAGUGGUGGACACAUUUGGUGUUGUUUAUGCCUUGCGGAUGAACCGUUACCAGAUGAUUCAGACGCUGUCCCAGUAUAUUUUUCUGCACAGCUGUAUACUGGACAAGAUCUUGGAGGAACCACUCCUGGGUUUAUCAAGGACGGAGAGGUCCUGUCCCAUCCCGCUGAAAAGCUUUGCUCAGCACUAUGCCCAGAAGGCGGCCAAGUCCCAUGUGGGCUUCCUGAGAGAGUACGAGACCCUCCUAGAGGUUGUCAAGGAGGAAGCCAGCUCUGCAACACCAUCUUCAGGCAGCCAGCAGACACGGCCCUCUUCUGGCAUCCUCCCGUAUGAUCGCUCCAGAGUGAAAUUUUCCCUGCUGGAACAGGGCCCUUUCUCAGGUCUCCUACAGGUGUGGCGUGUCCCGGGCUGCAGCUCCAGCAGGGAGUAUCUGGCUGUCCAGGGGCCUGACAAGUUGACCAUGGAGGACUUCUGGACCCUGGUGUGGGAACAGGACAUUCACACCAUCCUAACACUUCUCCCACGGCAGGAGAAGGGGGAGGUCCCAAGUGAGGCGUGCUGGCCCCUGGAAGGAGACUCUCUCUGCACAAAGAUGCUGACCAUCCAGUGUGGCACAGAGAAGCUUGUCUCUGGAUGGAGGUGUAUCCAGCUCAAAAUGAAACACGAGAAGAAAGCAAAGGAGAGGCAGGUACAAUGGUUCCUAUACACGCUCUGGAGCAGCAAGAAGCAGCCAGAUGUCCAGAGCCUGGUGGAGCUCCUCACUGCUGUCAGACGCUGCAUGCCCCACCGGAAGAGAGCCAGUCCUCUCCUGCUGCACUGCAGUGGUGGUGUGAGCCAAAUGGGGAUGCUGAUCUCCCUGGAUUGCCUGUUGCACCAGAUGAAAGCUGAGAGAAUUGUGGAUGUCUAUGGGGUGACCCUCCAGAUGACAAGAAGCUGCUGUCUCAUGACCCCGACUCUGGACCAGUACAUGUUCCUGUACACCUGUAUCCGGGACAUCAUCGCUCAGAAACAGCCCUAACACCGCUCGGCACUUCCUGGCACUAUCCUGACCUCC
Haliaeetus leucocephalus (bald eagle) is the source of this 6657-nucleotide messenger RNA. Its product is annotated as receptor-type tyrosine-protein phosphatase V-like. Gene Ontology annotation, molecular function: protein binding; protein tyrosine phosphatase activity. The transcript has 39 exons. Lineage: Eukaryota; Metazoa; Chordata; Aves; Accipitriformes; Accipitridae. Gene Ontology annotation, biological process: protein dephosphorylation. Bases 1 to 6621 code for a protein of 2206 amino acids. The record is from RefSeq and is a predicted model, not a curated record.